Benincasa hispida (wax gourd) is the source of this 1336-nucleotide messenger RNA. It is a transcript of the gene ABCI10, whose product is annotated as ABC transporter family protein. Gene Ontology annotation, cellular component: chloroplast envelope; membrane. Gene Ontology annotation, biological process: transmembrane transport. Gene Ontology annotation, molecular function: ATP hydrolysis activity; ATP binding. Lineage: Eukaryota; Viridiplantae; Streptophyta; Magnoliopsida; Cucurbitales; Cucurbitaceae. The record is from RefSeq and is a predicted model, not a curated record.
CAUAUUUUGAUUUUCAAAGAAAUUGAAUUAGGUUUAUAACAUUACAUAUUGUAUUUCUAAAUAUUUUUAUUUUUAAUUAAUGUAAUUCUGCAUUUUAAACUUUAAGUCAACACAACGACACAUCAAACGCGGCCGCCUUAGAUAGAAAAAAGGAUAGGAGAAAACGCGGCAGCUCCCCGUCUCUCUCUCCAGCACGGUAACGACAACCAGGCGCCCCCUCCGCCGACCAGUUUCCGCCGCCACGCCUGCCAACCGUCGAACGCCGUCGCUCGUCUUCGUCCAACCGUCGUACGUCGCCGCCGCAGCAUGGUUUUGAAGAGUUCCUCUUUCAAUCUUGUUACACCAUCGCCUCCUCAUCUUUCUCCUCUCCUCUCCAAUUCCCCCUCGAGGAUAAAUCUUACUGAAAAUAUAGCCAUUGAGGGACGCAAUCUCAGCUUCUCGAUCACGACAAGGCAGGGAAAAAAUGUACCUAUUCUUAGGGAUUGCUCACUCCGGAUUCCUUCGGGACAAUUUUGGAUGCUUCUUGGACCUAAUGGCUGUGGAAAAUCCACUCUCUUGAAGGUAUUGGCUGGUCUUUUGAAUACAACAACUGGUGCAGUAUACGUCAAGAAGCCAAAGUGCUUUGUCUUCCAAAACCCAGACUAUCAGGUAGUUAUGCCUACUGUGGAAGCUGAUGUUGCAUUUGGCCUCGGUAAGUUAAAUCUGAGCGAUAAUGAAGUUAAAUCAAGGGUUUUGGAAGCUCUCAGUGCAGUUGGCAUGUCUGGCUACCUUCAGAGAUCCGUCCAAACGCUGAGUGGCGGUCAGAAGCAAAGAGUUGCCAUUGCUGGUGCUUUGGCUGAAGCAUGUAAAGUGCUUCUAUUAGAUGAACUGACCACAUUUCUUGAUGAGAACGAUCAGAUGGGGGUGAUCAAAGCAGUUAGGAACUCUUUGCACAAUUCAGAAGACGUUACAGCAUUAUGGGUGACCCAUCGUUUAGAAGAACUCGAGUAUGCAGAUGGCGCUAUCUACAUGGAAGACGGAAAAGUCAUCAUGCAUGGUGAUGUGGCAAGUAUCCAAAGUUUCAUCCAAACAAAACAAUCAGAUUAUAUCAAGCGUAUUUACUAUUCUCUGAAUAUUAAUCAGGUUGGAUUUAAGUGAAGAGAUCCAUGAAGGUGCAUGACAUUGGACAUUGUGACAUCGAGAAGCUAGUAGAGUAGACUCGUAGUGUUAGAACUUAGAAGUCUAUUGUUGGAACUCAUGUUACAAAUGAUCUAUACAAUGAGUUGAUAUAUCUUCGAGGAAGUUUAUGAGAUUUGUAUGGAUCUCUUCUUAUUAUAAUCAUCUUCUCAACAGAGAU